Molecule: messenger RNA, 2224 nt
Organism: Hypoxylon trugodes
Lineage: Eukaryota; Fungi; Ascomycota; Sordariomycetes; Xylariales; Hypoxylaceae
Product: Pescadillo N-terminus-domain-containing protein
Exons: 2
Coding region: 85-2127 (680 amino acids)
Biological process (GO): maturation of LSU-rRNA from tricistronic rRNA transcript (SSU-rRNA, 5.8S rRNA, LSU-rRNA); ribosome biogenesis
Cellular component (GO): PeBoW complex; nucleolus
Molecular function (GO): RNA binding
Source: RefSeq, a predicted model, not a curated record
GGCGGUUGAUAACUUAUCGACCUAAAUAUUUUACCUUCUUUUGGGAACCUUUACAAAGCGAACAAUAGAAUCCGAAUCGUAAAAAUGGGAAGAAUAAAGAAGAAGGGUGAGGCUGGAAAUGCCAAGAACUAUAUAACAAGAACCCAAGCUGUGAAGAAGCUUCAAAUCAGUCUUCCAGAUUUCCGAAAGCUAUGUAUAUGGAAAGGAAUCUUCCCACGAGAACCUAGGAAUAGGAAGAAGGCUUCCAAAAGCUCUACCGCAUCGACCACCUUUUACUAUGCUAAAGAUAUCCAAUACCUUCUGCACGAACCAUUAUUACAAAAGUUCAGAGAACAAAAGGUCCUCGAGAGGAAGAUAUCUAGAGCUCUUGGUCGCGGUGAUGUGACCGACGCAAGCCGACUCGAGCGCAAUGCCGCAAGACCUGAUAAGACAGGCAAACCGCGAUACACCCUCGAUCAUGUUAUCCGAGAACGAUACCCAACUUUCGUCGAUGCUCUGCGCGAUCUUGACGACUGCCUCUCCAUGCUCUUCCUCUUCGCAAACCUCCCAUCUACAUCUACCGUUCCAGCGAAGAUGAUUGCGCGAUGCGAACGACUAUGUCUCGAAUUUCAACACUACCUGAUUGUAUCCCAGAGCCUGCGCAAGUCUUUUCUGUCCAUCAAGGGUAUUUACUACCAAGCGAAUAUUCAGGGUGAAGACAUCCUUUGGCUUGUCCCGUACAAGUUCAAUCAGAGGGUUGUGGGAGAUGUGGAUUUCCGAAUUAUGGGCACAUUCAUCGAGUUCUACAUGACACUUCUGGGUUUUGUUAACUUCAGACUAUACACUUCCGUUGGGCUGAAAUACCCGCCCAAAUUCGACCAGGCCAAAGAUAACCAGGCUGGUGAGCUUGGUGCUUUUAAGCUUGAGGGCAAUCUUGCGACUGCUGUUUCUAAUGAAGCACCUGCGCAAUUGACAAAUGGAGAGGAGGAAGCUGGUCCGGACCCGAAAACACAAGCCGAAGUCAACAAGCUUAUCAAAGAGAUGAGAGAAGUUGAUGUUGACGGAGAUCGUGUCGAGACUGAAGCUGAUAAGGAAGAAGGGACCGCUGACGCAAUUGACAAGUUCGAGCCAGCCGCACCAGGUGGUGACGUCCUACCUCAGCCUAGCUACUCUGGAAAUGAACCUGAGUCGUUGUUCGCGAAUUACACAUUCUUCUUGUCCCGAGAAACCCCAAGACAACCUCUAGAAUUCAUACUCCGUUCAUUUGGCUGUAAGCGUAUCGGCUGGGACUCCGUAUUGGGUGAAGGCGCAUACACAACAAAUGAGCGGGAUCCUUCUAUCACACACCAAAUAGUCGAUCGCCCUGUUAUACAAGCUACGACACAAGAAGAAGGUGAUGGUGAGGACAACCAAACAUCGCAGAAACUUGCGGCGAACCAAAGGAUGCCUGGCCGAAUUUACGUUCAACCUCAGUGGGUAUGGGAUAGUAUUAAUGAUGGGGAAUUGAAGCGACCGGACCUUUAUGUCCCCGGAGCUCAAUUACCACCACAUUUGAGUCCAUUCGUGCAAAACACCCAAGGCGCCUACGAUCCAACGAUACCUUUGGAAGAACAACAAACCGAGGGUGAGGCGUUGGAGGAUAGUGAAGAAGAAGUUGAUGAGGAUGAGGAUGAGGCGGAUGAAGAUGAAGAGCUUGAUGGCAGCUUAGCCGUUAAGCGGAUAGAAGGUGGUGCUGAUGGUAUGGACAUUGCGCAAUCUGACGAAGACGACGAAGAUGACAAUGGCUCAUUCGGAGGUUUCUCGGAAGAUGAGAAGGCAGGUGAUGAUGCAGGGGAAUCAGAAGAUGAUGAACAGGCUGCUGAGUUGCAAUAUCAACGAGAGCUUGAAGCUGAAUUGACAGGCAAACCUAUCAAACAAGCCACUUCUAACCCUCAAUCUAAGGCUAAGGCUGAAGCAAAGAAGAAACUUGCGAAAGCAGCCAAAGAAGAAGCGGAAGAGCUCGAAAGAGCCAAGGGUAUGCUCAGCAAGAAGAAGAGAAAGCUAUUCGAGCAGAUGCAGUACACCAACAAUAAGAAGAGUGCAGAGGAUCAAAAGCUCAGAUCUAAGAGGAGAAAACUGGAGAAGCAAAAGGCCAAGGCCAAGGCAUAGAUAUUUACAUAGAGAAUUUGGGUGUUUGGGGGGUUAUGAAUAUUUUGAUAAUACCAAUUUAAGAUGGUUUCGCGAGAUCAUUAAAUGAUUUAAGUUA